Messenger RNA from Belonocnema kinseyi, 2786 nucleotides. It is a transcript of the gene Usp5, whose product is annotated as ubiquitin carboxyl-terminal hydrolase 5. The record is from RefSeq and is a predicted model, not a curated record. Gene Ontology annotation, biological process: protein deubiquitination. NCBI's taxonomy places the organism in Eukaryota, Metazoa, Arthropoda, Insecta, Hymenoptera, Cynipidae. Gene Ontology annotation, molecular function: cysteine-type deubiquitinase activity; zinc ion binding; protein binding. The coding region runs from base 279 to 2663 and encodes 794 amino acids. The transcript has 12 exons.
AUCCAAUCGAAAAUCAGGACAAUUUUGCAACGACAAAUUGAACAGUAUGGAUAAUUGAAUAAUUUGCAAAUUUGCCUUUCGUGAGGUGUUGAGUUGUCGUUUUGUUGUCUCGGUUGUUUCCAGUUGUGUCCCGUCUUGUAAUGUUGAUUGUGACUGUAUUAGGUUAGGUUUGGUUAGAUUCUGUAAAGAUCGGAUUCAGUUAGAUUCGCGUUCUGCAAAAUUUUAUAUCAAUUUCGUAGAAUUUUAUAGAAUUUUUAGCUUUCCUCGAGAGCUAAAUUAUGGAAGAAUUAGCGCAGAACCUAACAAAAAUCAACGUUCCUAAAAGGGGUGAUAAAAUUUACAAGGACGAAUGUGUUUACUCCUUUGAUACUCCCGAAAGUUCUACUGGCUUGUAUGUCAGUCUCACCUCGUUUUUUGGCCUCGGCCAGGAUCACGUUGAACGAUAUUUUCGUAAUACUGAGAAUGCUGUUUUUCUUCAUAUCUUGAAGACUAAGAGAGAGAUUCCUACUGAAGAUACAGAUGGACCCGAGAAGAAAAUCACGCGAUUGGCAAUAGGAACACCUGGGGGAUUCAAUCCUGAUCAACAAAAGUACACGUACGAUGAAAGUUACAAGAUAAUCAUCCUACCAAACUUCACGUCUAUAUCCUAUCCUAAUGAUAAAUUGCCUGUGCAGGUGCAAGCGUCAGUUAAGGGGAUUUUGCAAAGUGAAUCUGCACUUAAGAUUGCAGAACAGGAAGCAUUGGCAGGGACUUGGGAUGGUGAAGCUAAAGUUAUAUCAAAGUAUGCUCACAAUCUUGAACAGUUGGACAAUGGGAAAAAGAUUCCUCCAAGUGGUUGGAAAUGUGAGAAAUGCGAGAUGACUCAAAAUCUCUGGCUCAAUUUAGUCGAUGGUUCGAUACUUUGUGGUCGUAAAUUUUUCGAUGGAAGUGGAGGAAACGAUCACGCCGUGGAACAUUAUCGCAAUACUAAUUAUCCAUUAGCUGUUAAAUUGGGAACUAUUACGAAGGACGGAAAAGGCGACGUUUUUUCUUACGAAGAAGACGAUAUGGUUCUAGACCCCAAUCUGAUUCAACACUUGGCGCAUUGGGGAAUUAAUAUUACUCAAAUGGAGAAAACUGAAAAAUCGAUGAUUGAACUGGAAUUGGAUCUCAACCAGAAAUUCGGUGACUGGGUAACGCUUCAAGAAUCGUCUUCUAAAGUUCACGGUCCUGGAUACACAGGACUCGUCAAUCUAGGCAACUCUUGUUAUCUUAAUAGCGUCAUGCAGACGAUGUUUGUGAUUCCAGAUUUUGUCGAUCGGUUUGUUAAUAAAUCAGAAGAUAUAUUUAAUCAAAGCGUACAGGAUCCGCCUAAUGAUUUCAACGCUCAAAUGGCGAAAUUAGGCGUUGGAUUACUCUCUGGAAAAUAUUCUCAACCACCGAAGACUGAAGCAGAGGAGCCCCGGGGAAUUCCGCCUCGCAUGUUUAAAACUUUGAUAGGACGUGGACAUCAAGACUUUGCUUCGAAUAGGCAACAAGAUGCUCAGGAAUUCUUUCUUCACUUGAUCAACCUUUUAGAACAAAACAGUCGUCAUCUAGCAAAUCCAGCGGAAUGUUUUAAAUUCAAAGUGGAAGAGCGUCAUGAAUGUAAUAGCUCUAAGAAAGUUCAGUAUACUACUCGUCCGGAAUUUCUUCUCCCUUUACCAAUGCCACUGGAAGCUGCAAUAAACAAGGAACAAGUUGCAGCCUACGAAGCUAAAAAAACCGAGGCUGAGAAAAAGAACCAAAAAUUAGAAUUCAGUGAGACUGUAAGACCGCGAAUUAAACUUUCUUCCUGUUUGGAAGCCUUCGGCAGAAGUGAAACUAUCGAACAAUUUUACAGCACAGCUUUGAAAGAAAUAACAACCGCUUCAAAAACUACGAGGCUUGCAAGCUUUCCGGAUUACUUGUUAAUCCACUUGAAGAAGUUCAACGUAAAAGAAGAUUGGACGCCAAUUAAACUAGACGUUGAAGUAGAAAUGCCUGACGUGUUGGACUUGGGCUGGUUGCAAGCAAAAGGAUUACAGCCUGGAGAGGAAACGUUACCAGAAGUAGCCGAAACUGAACACCCGCAGAUUGUUCUCGACCCUGCAAUAAUCAAUCAUUUAAGUGAAAUGGGAUUUCCACCCGAGGCUUGUAAACGUGCCGCUUACUUCUCAGAAAAUGGAGGAAUUGAAGCUGCUGCUGCCUGGCUCAUGCAGCACAUCGCCGAUGACAAUAUUGGGGACCCUUUUGUGCCACCUGGCUUAAUGUCCAAGAAAGGGCAAAGUCCAUUUGUACCCAGUGAGGAAGGUUUGGCAACUGUUACGAGCAUGGGCUUCACCAAAGAUCAAGCUACGAAAGCUUUGAAAGCUACAGACAAUAAUGUGGAACGUGCAGUUGAUUGGAUAUUUAGUCAUGCAGCUGAUCUUGAUGGAACAGCGAUGGAGGUUCCAGAAUCGAGGGAAACUUUCCGAAAUGGAAGCAGCAAUUACAAAUUGGUAGGCUUUAUUUCACACAUGGGAACAUCGUCCAUGGUUGGACACUAUGUUUGCCAUUUACUGAAGGAAGGUCGCUGGGUGAUUUACAACGAUGAAAAGGUUGCAGUUUCCGAAAAUCCUCCAAAAGAUUUAGGAUACAUUUACAUGUACCAACGAAUCGAUUAACUAUAGCUUUAAAAGUUGCCAGUUUUUGUAUAAAUAAUUAUUAUAUUUGCAUUUAACAAAAAAAACAAACAUUGUAAUUCAAUCAAGUUGCUGGUCAGACUGUUAACUGAUUUUCCAUUUUAA